GCCGUCCUGGAGCCCAACGGGCUGCUGGACCCGCAGAGCCUGUGCGGCGAGAAGGGCGCGUCCGUGCCGGGCAGCGUCGGCCCGUUCGGGCUGCUCGUCAUGGCCUCCGGCGACAUGCAGGAGCACACCGCCGUCUUCUUCAGGGUGUUCAGGCAGAACGACAAGUACAAGGUGCUCAUGUGCACCGACCUGUCAAGGUCGAGCACCAGGGACGGCGUGUACAAGCCGCCGUACGGGGCCUUCGUGGACAUGGACAUCGAGGCGCACGGCGGGAUCAUCUCCCUCAGAACGCUGGUUGACCACUCGGUGGUGGAGAGCUUCGGCGGCGGGGGCAGGGCGUGCAUCACGGCGAGGGUGUACCCGGACCACGUCGUGAACGGCAACAGCCACCUGUACGUGUUCAACAACGGCACCGGCGCCGUCAAGGUGUCCAGCCUCGACGCGUGGGAGAUGGCCACGGCGACCGUGAACGUGCUCCCCGACGGCCUGAUCGCGGCGAGCUCGGUGAGCAGGGCUCAAGCCUAUUAGGAUUUCGGAGCUGGGUUUUCGCACGGUGGACGGACGGAUGGAUGGAUGGAUGGCCAUUGUGAAUUUCCACGGCCGAUUGGAUUUGCCUGCCCAAUUGUGGCUCGGGUGUACAAAUGGAGGCUCCCUCAUUGUUUGCCGGAACAGCACGAAAGAAGGAUUCUGGGAUGCUGCAAAGGAGAAAUAUUCUACUAGGAAGAUUUGUGUCUAGGUGUUAAAGUUUUUGAUAGUGUUGAUAGUAGUAGUAGUAAGUAGCACGCAUGCCCCGCAUGUUGGGUAUUUGGCAUCAAAUUAAGAGUGUAUUUCCAAGGUGAAAACGGGUGUCAUGUAAAUGUAUGAUAUCCGUUGAGUUGUAAAAAAUAAUAUUCAAAUAUACAAGGUUUAUUAUUAAGAAA
Triticum urartu is the source of this 920-nucleotide messenger RNA. The record is from RefSeq and is a predicted model, not a curated record. Lineage: Eukaryota; Viridiplantae; Streptophyta; Magnoliopsida; Poales; Poaceae.